AUGACUUUGAAUUACAUCAAUAUGGCAGAAACCAGACUAAAGAAAAACUGCAUGCCUCUAGACACUAUGGAGAAUAAUUCUGUCAUUCCUACUUCACCAAAGAAACUGUAUAGGAAACUCAGAUCACAUACCUCUGUAAAAUCUGGAGGGGAUUCCAGUCUGAGCAUAACAAGGGAAGUGUGCAUGCAGAGUGGAAAGAGUUUCAGUAGCAAAAGUAAUCUUAAUUUCCACACUGGGGAGACAUCACAUAAAUGUCGGUAUUGUAGAAAGACCUUUACCCAGAAAGGACAUCUUAACCUUCAUAAAAAAAUCCAUACUGGGGAGAGACCAUACAAAUGCUUGGAAUGUGGAAAGGCCUUUAUCCGGAAAGACCAGUUUGAUCUUCAUGAAAGGAUCCACACUGGGGAGAAACCAUAUCAAUGCUUGGAGUGUGGAAAGAGCUUUGGUAUCAAAAGUAGUUUUAGUCGCCACCAAAGGAACCACACAGUGGAGAAACCACACAAAUGCCUAGAGUGUGGAAAGAGCUUCAUUAUCAAAAGUGCCCUUAUUCUUCACCGCCGGAUCCACACGGGAGAGAGGCCGUAUAAAUGCAUGGAAUGUGGAAUGAGCUUAAUUAGCCAGGGUAAAUUUAAUCGCCACCAAAGGAUCCACACAGGGGAGAGACCAUAUAAAUGCAAGGUGUGUGGAAAGAGCUAUACCCGGAAAGGACAUCUUAAUCGGCAUGUAAGUAUCCACACAGGGGAGAGUGUCAUGGCCCCAUCGGAGCCUAGUUCGGAGGAGGAGGAGGAGGAGUUGGAACUGGGACUGUCCGACAGGGAUGACACAUCUCCUUUGGCAUAUUUGGAGAGGCCAGUGGCUGUCCCAGGCCCCUCAGGCCCUGGGGGAGGUGAUCGACAAGACGGAGAGCUGCCUGCCUGCAAAGACACGGGAGGAUCGGCUGCUGGCUGGUAG
Messenger RNA from Protobothrops mucrosquamatus (brown spotted pit viper), 951 nucleotides. RefSeq names its product zinc finger protein 502-like. Lineage: Eukaryota; Metazoa; Chordata; Lepidosauria; Squamata; Viperidae. The transcript has a single exon. Bases 1 to 951 code for a protein of 316 amino acids. The record is from RefSeq and is a predicted model, not a curated record. Gene Ontology annotation, biological process: regulation of transcription by RNA polymerase II. Gene Ontology annotation, molecular function: DNA-binding transcription factor activity; RNA polymerase II cis-regulatory region sequence-specific DNA binding.